Phytophthora infestans T30-4 is the source of this 768-nucleotide messenger RNA. RefSeq lists its product as uncharacterized. The record is from RefSeq and is a predicted model, not a curated record. Lineage: Eukaryota; Oomycota; Peronosporomycetes; Peronosporales; Peronosporaceae. The transcript has 4 exons. Bases 1 to 768 code for a protein of 255 amino acids.
AUGCCGGAUUCAGAAUUCAAGCUUCGAUUUAGGCUCUCUCGACCAUACUUCCGAGCAGUGCUCAGCCUCAUUUCAGACCACGCCGAGUUCAAGAGCAUCCCUGGGAAGCAGCCAAAGAUGUGUGUUGAGCUGCAUCUACUGGGUCUCUUUAAGAUCCUGGGGUCCACAGACGGCGAAGGACGUUCGGUUGACUUUCUCUCGGUUGGUGGACUUACAGCGGAAAGUCUGCUGGCUAAGCGGUGCAUACGGGCGCUGAAUAGCUUGGUCAGCAACAUUACCACAACGUAUUGGUUUAUUUAUGGUACUCUCUUUCCGCUGCUGACACGUCCUCAAGACCAUGGAGAAGAUUACUUUUCGCGCAAAGCUUCCUACGCGAUUAAUGGCCUGGUGAUCUGUGACGACCAGUCUCGUAUUCGCUAUGGAAACGUGGGGUGGCCGGGCUCCUCUCAUGACAACCGUACGUCAAAUGUGUUGGUUCCCGCUUUCAAAACAUCAGCUGGUGGUCAACUCAGUGUGAAGAAGAUCCACUUCAGCAAGUGUCUGGCCCAAGUCCGCAUCCAAAUUAAAGCCACAAUCGAGUUGAUUCGGCCGUGUAAGAUUCUUCAUAAUAUGGCUAUUGCGGAUCCCGUCCCUGAUGACUGGAUUGAGCCUGAACCUGGAGUUGACUUUGACGGUGAUGACGAAGAUAAAUAUUUGGCUCCCAGUGGCGAAAUAGCAGAAGACAGGCGUGACGUUUUGAGCGGAUUAGCAUUUGACAUAGCAUUUUAG